AUGGAUGACGGCUCGCGAGCCACCGAGGCCGACGUCUACGCGGCAAACCUGAGCUUCACCCUGAAAGAGCUACAACGCAAAGUCCGCGAACACCAAUCCGAGCUCGAAAAAAUCCGCGCCGCGCAAACAGAAGUCCCCCUGUCACCACAAGACCAAGCUACUGUCAUAAAAACCGCCCUAACGACCAUCAACACCACCUCGGAGCCCUUCCUCCCCUUCGCCGGCUCCGUGCUGCCCGCGCUCCUCGCCCUCCGCCGCGCGCACCAAACCAUCACCGAAUCAAGGACGUACCUGGAAUCCCACGCCGCCGAGGCAGACCGUGAACGCAAGCAGCUCGAGUCUGACCGCACCAACCUCAAGGACCAGCACCUCCUCACGGAUGCGCUCACGUCGAGAAUCGCAGCCCUGCGGCAGGAGCUCGCGGCCAAGGCUGAGAUGAGACCCGAGGACAGCGCCCGCGAAAAGAUGGAUGAGUUGCGUGCCAAGACGAAGGCUUAUGACAAGGAGAGGAAACAGCUCAUGAGGGCGUUGCUGGAUUUUAUUGACAAUCAACUUGCUCCCAUGCUGGCGGCUGAGGAGCUGGGCGGUCCCGUGGUGGGGGAUAUUAUGGAGGUUGAUCCCGACGACUUGGCGGCCGGGUUCAACGCCCAGGGGAAGCUGAAGAAGCCCAAGGGCGGCGAGGAGGAUAAGCGGCAGAGAAGAAUAGAUGAGAUUUGGGGAGCGGCGGCCGGGAGGACCAGCGGCGGUAAAUAUUCACAACACAAACGCUUCUAUCGCCAUUACCGGAGCGCGUGCGUGCCCAGAUGA
Molecule: messenger RNA, 807 nt
Organism: Metarhizium acridum CQMa 102
Lineage: Eukaryota; Fungi; Ascomycota; Sordariomycetes; Hypocreales; Clavicipitaceae
Biological process (GO): mitotic sister chromatid segregation; kinetochore assembly
Cellular component (GO): nucleus
Source: RefSeq, a predicted model, not a curated record